UUGAUUUCUCAAUGAGGAAGUAGAUUUAAUGUUUAUAAAUUAUUUUCUGUUUCGGUUUUUAAAUAAUUAUUAAUACAGCAAUGUAAAAAUCAGAUUUCAGUCAACCAUUAAAGACAAGGAAUUUCUAGGUUUUAAAAGGACGGAGAGGAAGGGAAGAAUGCUUCGCGGCCUACGGGUAGUGAGAGGUCCAGACUGGAAACAUGACAACCAAGAUGGCGGGCAUGAUCACGUAGGUACCGUGGUUGCCGAACAGGGGGAUAACACUGUGAAGGUUAAUUGGGACAUGGGCGACUCAUCAAUAUGUAAAGCAGAGGACGGAAAUCAUGAACUAAAAAUAUUUGACUCUGCAAGUAUAGGAGUAACUCAUCCUAAUAUAGCAUGUGUAGGAUGUGAGGAGGUGUGUAUUUUAGGGACUUUGUGGAAAUGUUCUACUUGUCAAAAUACAAACCUGUGUUCCCUCUGUUACCAUGACGACAAACAUGAUGCAACACACACGUUUUUGAGAAUCGACUUUCCUGGAACGGAACCGAGGAGCGGGAAACGAAGGAAUAGUUGAAGACGUCCUAAACUUUGGUCAAGACGCCUCGGAUAGGAACGCUGUUAGAGUUCGUUGGAACAAAGGCAACACAGGGAUUUACAGGUUAGGUUACCAAGGCAACGUAGAUCUGGCGUGUACUGAGGAGGCUCCUGGUGGUUCAUUUUAUCCCGAACAUCUUGCUGCACUCGAUUUAGCUACACAUAUUCUUUGGAAGAAAUCCGUUGACGUCUUAUGUAUUGGAGACACAGUUUGUGUGGAAAUGACGUCAGAACAAUUAAAGCAACUACAGCAGGUGCUCCGGAACUGGAGCACCCGGAUGGAA
Molecule: messenger RNA, 860 nt
Organism: Mercenaria mercenaria
Lineage: Eukaryota; Metazoa; Mollusca; Bivalvia; Venerida; Veneridae
Product: E3 ubiquitin-protein ligase MIB1-like
Exons: 4
Coding region: 158-556 (132 amino acids)
Biological process (GO): protein ubiquitination
Cellular component (GO): cytoplasm
Molecular function (GO): ubiquitin-protein transferase activity; zinc ion binding
Source: RefSeq, a predicted model, not a curated record